Molecule: messenger RNA, 1410 nt
Organism: Eruca vesicaria subsp. sativa (arugula)
Lineage: Eukaryota; Viridiplantae; Streptophyta; Magnoliopsida; Brassicales; Brassicaceae
Source: the annotation of a GenBank genome assembly
CUUACAACUCCAUGAAAAACAAAACCAAUUCAAAUAACAUGCCGACGAACAAAACAACUCCCCUUACCAUCUUCCUAAGCUUCCUCGGUUUAUUUUCGUUCGGUUCAUUUCCCGGUUUAGAAGCAGCGACCGGAACACCAGCUUCGGUUCCAGGAGUGUACGUGUUCGGAGAUUCGCUGGUUGAUGCCGGAAACAAUAACUAUUUAGCAAUCUCUCUAUCCAGAGCUAAUUAUCCACAUAACGGCGUCGAUUUUCCUGGCAGUAUAUCCACCGGAAGGUUCUGCAAUGGCAAAAACGCUGCUGAUACCAUUGCUGAGAAAUUUGGUCUACCGUUACCACCGCCGUAUCUCUCAUUGAAAGGACCGUUUAGAGAGAAAGAGAGAAAAGCCGCCGCUUUGAGCGGUGUGAAUUUUGCUUCCGGCGGAGCUGGCAUCUUCAACGGUUCCGAUCAACAACUUAGACAAUCUAUUCCUUUAUCAUAUCAAGUGAACAAUUGGCUAGCCAUUCACAAAGAAAUCACGAGUCAGCUUGAACCAUCGCGAGCACAAAUCCAUCUAUCCAAAUCUCUGUUCUUUGUGGUAAUAGGCAGCAACGAUAUUUUUGACUAUUUUGGAUCGUUUAAGCUUCGACAAAAGACCAAUCCUCAACAAUACACACAAUCAAUGGCUGAAAAACUCAGAGAGCAACUGAAGAGACUUCACGAUACUGGAGCACGUAGAUUGCUGAUUUUAGGUGUAGCAACGAUCGGUUGCACACCUGGACUACGUGCGGAGAACCCAAUGCAUGAAUGCGACGAAGAGGCAAAUUCGUGGGCUUCUUUGUACAACGAAGCUCUAGUAAAGAUGCUACAACAACUCAAAGAAGAGUUGGGAAGCUCAAUGACUUAUUCAUACUUUGAUAACUUCAAGUCCGUCCAUGACAUUGUCAGCAACUCUACCCGUUACGGUUUUGCUGAUGUGACAUCGGCGUGUUGUGGAUCUGGGGAAUUAAACGCGGAGUUGCCUUGUUUCCCAGUGUCAAACUUAUGUUCAGACAGAACAAAAUAUCUCUUCUGGGAUCUCUACGGUCAUCCCACGGAAGCUGCUGCCCGAACCAUCAUCGAUCUUAUGUUGUCUGAGGAUUCACAAUACUCAUCUCCUUUAACUCUCACUCAACUGAUCUCUUCAUGAUGUAAAAAAAAACUGGUCUCUUCAUGAUCAAUACGGCUUCGUUUUUCAACAUAUUAGAUCAUCUAUAUAGAAAUGGAUUUGGGAGACCUGACAGGUAAUCAAGUAUACGGGAUAAAUCUGUCAGCAAUGAAAUAAACAUUAUUAAUCUACUAAUGUUUCUCUCAUUUUUAAAUAAUAUUUAUUUUUCAAGUUUGUAAUUGCUCAAUCUUCCAAAACUAUAUACUGCACACCUUAACAAAUG